This is a messenger RNA of Teleopsis dalmanni, 587 nucleotides long. RefSeq lists its product as uncharacterized. The record is from RefSeq and is a predicted model, not a curated record. Lineage: Eukaryota; Metazoa; Arthropoda; Insecta; Diptera; Diopsidae. Gene Ontology annotation, molecular function: chitin binding.
CUAGACAAAAAUGUAUCUGUGUUAUUAACAGCAGAUACAUUCUUCAGAUAAGUUGCACACAGCAAAGCCGUCAAAUUUUUUUAAAUAUUUUUUGAAUUUAAUUUUUUAAAUGCAAUACCAUUAAAGUUGCUGACUUAAUAUCUUAAAAACGACAAUGUCAUCCAAAACUAAAUAUACCGAUUAUGAUGGAGAACCCGGCUGUCAAACGCUAGAAGAAGUUAACAAAAUGUAUCGAAAUUAUUGGGAUCCUACUGCGUAUUGGAAAUGCGAAUCUCAAGGUAAAGUUGCAAGCCGAGGUCGUUGUCCGACAUCCGAAUUAUUUAUGGAUACGAAAGGCAAAUGCGUGCACUAUGCAGAGUGGCACUGGACUGAACCCACCAUACCACCGAGUCGACCAAAUAAAUAAAUCCAACUAAAUGAAACUCCAAGUCUCAUCAAUUAAAAUAUAUGCAUGCACACAUAAACAUAUCUACGAACUCAAAUGAUAUAUAUAUAUAUAAUAUAAUACAAUUUAUUAUAAACUAAUAGGAGCAUCAAAAUUUAUAUAUAUAAGUUGUUAAAAAUAUACUUAAAAUUCUACAAUUUUU